Messenger RNA from Cucurbitaria berberidis CBS 394.84, 1934 nucleotides. RefSeq names its product Zip-domain-containing protein. The record is from RefSeq and is a predicted model, not a curated record. Bases 103 to 1662 code for a protein of 519 amino acids. Gene Ontology annotation, cellular component: plasma membrane. Gene Ontology annotation, biological process: zinc ion import across plasma membrane. Gene Ontology annotation, molecular function: low-affinity zinc ion transmembrane transporter activity. The transcript has 3 exons. Lineage: Eukaryota; Fungi; Ascomycota; Dothideomycetes; Pleosporales; Cucurbitariaceae.
CUGCGCAUUUCCAUCUCUUGUCGAAGAUGCGUCACGCCACAGACUACCAAAGUCCCGCACGGCUUAAUUACAAGCCUCCAAAACUCGACAAGCUGAUAUGCCAUGACUGAUAUGACCAUGACAGCCCCGAUGGGUUGGUGGGGCUUGGUUGUCCUUGUCAAGCCCAUUCGACGGCUUGGAUUUAGCGCGGACAUCAAGGUACUUGCAAUUUUUAGCCCUCUUCAAGCCUUGUCAAGUCGACUCAAGCCUCUUCCUUUCCGCCAUCAGGGUGCUUCCAUCACCUCGAGCGACGUGAUAAAUAGCCCGUCAAAGCCUGCCCACGUUCCGAACCACGCACCCGCCCACCCGGAUCGACUGCCUCACGCGUUGCUGUCCAUUUCUAGUCUUACCUGGCUCACAAACGUCGAUACCAAACCCUCGGUUCUCUGUUUCGCACCCGCGCAAACUCAUUUGUUCAGCAGCCCUUUAUUGGCUCAACACGCGCCGACAAUGGAGACGGCCGCACUGCAAGUGGCGCGUCUUGUGCUGCGCCAGGAUCCCCCAUCUCCUGAGACAACGCCCAAUGAACCUGUACGGUGCAGUUCCGAAAACGACUAUGACGGCCGCAUGGGAAUCCGGAUAUCUUCCAUCUUUGUCAUCCUUGUGGGUUCCAUGUUCGGCGCCAUAUUUCCAGUGUUUGCCAAGCGAAUGCAGUCACGGCUGGUACCGAACUGGGUCUUCUUCGUUGCAAAGUACUUUGGAUCAGGUGUCAUCGUGGCCACAGCUUUCAUCCAUCUUCUUGCACCCGCUCAUGAAGCAUUGACAAAUGAGUGUCUAACGGGCGUUAUUGUCGCAUACCCUUGGGUCGAAGGCAUCGUAUUGAUGACCAUCUUUGCCAUGUUCUUCCUCGAGCUAAUGACCAUGCGCUACGCCACUUUCGGUGGUGGCCACGGCCACUCUCACUCGCAUUCACACGAGGCAGACCACUCUCACACGGUAGUCCCGUCAGCAGCUAAUAGUGCCGAUAUCAGCCUAGGGGAUCACAAGAGCAGCCCACAGGACGUGGAAGCAACCCCCAGCGGUAACAAUCCUCACCUGCGCGGCGAAGACCACCUCGGCCACCAGCGAGACCACGUCGCUAACUCCGAACUGAGUGCAGACUGGGAGGCCCACGGCGUGGUUCCCGAGACUUACGCUGCGCAGCUGACUGCUGUCUUCAUUCUCGAGUUUGGCGUCAUAUUCCACUCCAUUUUCAUCGGCCUGACGCUGGCCGUCGCUGGCGAUGAGUUCAUCACCCUUUACAUCGUGCUCGUUUUUCAUCAGACAUUCGAGGGUCUCGGUCUCGGUGCCCGACUUGCAGAAGUUCCCUGGCCCAAGGUCAAGCGCUGGACACCCUACUUGCUCGCUCUGGGGUUUGGCAUCUCCACGCCAAUUGCCAUCGCCAUUGGACUGGGCGUACGAGAGACUUUUGUGCCGGGGUCGCGGACUACGCUCCUCGUCAACGGCGUCUUCGAUUCCAUUAGUGCGGGCAUCCUCAUCUACACGGGCCUGGUCGAACUUAUGGCGCACGAGUUCAUGUUCAGUCCGUACAUGCAGAAGGGGCCUGUGAGUAGAACACUCAAGGCCUUUGCGCUGAUGAUUAUGGGUGCUGGCUUGAUGGCCCUAUUAGGUUACUGGGCUUGAGCCAAUUUAUUCGCACCUCAUCUUGUUUCGCUCCGCUGAUAUUAGACGCUUGUAGAUACUUGACCUUGAAAUUUGGCAAAUGACGGGCAUGAAUUGUAGAUCGCUAGCCUUGUUACGAUACCCCUAGAAGGCGGGUUGGUUUUUUUGACAGGACGAUUCUUUUUGUUUGAACGCAUAAUGAGCAUAACUCUGGCGAAGCAAUGAUUUGCAUGACUGGAAUGGGAUCCUUCUGCAUUACUAUGUGCCACUCACUCGUGCUUAGACAAGGUCGU